Messenger RNA from Babesia ovata, 5895 nucleotides. RefSeq names its product C2 domain-containing protein. The record is from RefSeq and is a predicted model, not a curated record. Gene Ontology annotation, cellular component: mitochondrial inner membrane; cytoplasm. Gene Ontology annotation, biological process: 'de novo' pyrimidine nucleobase biosynthetic process; pyrimidine ribonucleotide biosynthetic process. Gene Ontology annotation, molecular function: dihydroorotate dehydrogenase activity. The transcript has 8 exons. NCBI's taxonomy places the organism in Eukaryota, Apicomplexa, Aconoidasida, Piroplasmida, Babesiidae. Bases 1 to 5895 code for a protein of 1964 amino acids.
AUGCCCUUCAUUAGGACGUAUAUUGACCCGGAGAGCGCUCACAAAUUUAGCAUCAUGGCUCUGAAACUAGGGCUAGCGCCAGUGGACUACUCAGUUGACCCACCGGUCAUCCAGAGCCGUGUAAAGGAUGUUGUAUUCUUCAAUCCCAUCGGAAUGGCUGCUGGAUAUGACAAGCAAGUUGAGGCUCCACUUGAAGUGUUGCGCCUUGGAUUCGGGUUCAUAGAGGUUGGAACGGUGCUGCCUAAGCCGCAAGAAGGCAACCCCAAGCCUGUGUUGUUCCGCUUGCACUCCAGCAAGGCGCUGGUAAACCGCUGCGGUUUCAACAGUGUCGGGCUUGAUCUGGCGUUAGAACGACUCAAGCGCGUACGGCAGAAACAAGCCGAUGAUCCUCUCACAAAGGAUUUCAUGAUCGGAGUUAGUGUCGGUAAAAACCGAACUGGCGACAUUAUCGCGGACACCGUUACAACAAUAAAGGGUGUAGCGCCGUAUGCAGAUUAUGUAGCGCUGAAUGUCAGCUCGCCUAACACGCCCAACCUGCGCGACAAUCAGCGGCGUGAACCGCUGAUAGCGCUAAUUGCGGUCGCCAAAGCUACCUUGGAUGACGUAAAGGCUCAUAAUCCAACCUUCCAAAACACAACAAAGAAGGCGCCUUUACUCUUCAUCAAAAUUUCGCCCGACGUUUCCCGCCAGGAGCUGGAGGAUAUCGCCGAUAUCGUAAGUUACCUCUUCAUACGGCGUUGUACAUCGACAACGCAGGCAAUUGUACACAACAUCGACGGUAUCAUUGCAACUAACACAACGGUGUCGAGGCCAGACGAGACAACUGAGGAUUGCAAAAUAGCAGGUCAUCCCAAUGGUGGCCUGAGCGGUAAACCUCUCAAAGAACUGUCUAAAAAGAUUGUGUACGACCUGUAUGAGCUGACACAGGGCAAGGUGCCAAUCAUCGCUGUAAGUUUAAAUGCAGAAGCAUACACGACUGCUCAGUGCGGAGGAAUCUCCUCUGCUCAGGACGCCCUAGAAAUGGUGGAAGCUGGAGCGUCACUGUGCCAGCUCUACACUGCAAUGGUGUACGAGGGGCCGGGGUUGCCCAGCCGCAUCAAGAACGGACUGGCACAACUUCUAUUGCACAAAGGCAAGUUUAGUAACGCAAUAAUACACAUUUCACAGCCGUGGCGCUGUCUACUGUGUAGACACGCUGGGCGUGCACGGUCAUCCGGGAUGGUGAAGCUGGAAAUAUGGGAGCAGCGGGACAACGCUGAGUCCUCGGACAGCAGCGAAGAGGAGAUAAAGGCCAGGCGUGUGCCGCUUUUCGGUCGCGUGGUCCCGAGGGCGCCCGUAUCCAGGCCACCUCAGCAGGAAUCUGAUACAAGUUCCGGUUCGGAUACAGACACAGAAGAUGAAGAAUCCAGUGGUUCCAGCUACUUCCACAGUGUCAGCGAGAGUUCGGAAACUGAGGAGGAGACCGCCUCGGAAAAUGCGGAGUACGAUGCUGAUUGGUGGCGACUGCAAAACGUCCGGGCCACGAGCCGAUUCUCUCCCGCUACCUACGGCGACUGGCGCAGCCUGCCUCGUGCUUGGGACAGCGUGUUCUACAUCUCGUCGAUGCAUAACCUCGAGAAUACCGACCAGAAGUUCUUCUAUUGCAUCCGUGUGAAGCAUGUGAACGAACGCAUAUCACGGGCAAGCGGGCUCGGAAAUAUCAUCAUGUACACGCCGCACUUCACGCUAAGUCCGGGCGAGGACAGAAAGUUGCAGACACCUAUGUUCAUCUGGAGGAAAAGGAGACUCACACUGCCGUAUGGACAGCUCGAAAACUACGUCAUCGAAAUCGAACUUUGGAAGACACAACUGCUGCGCAUCAAUUCGUUGUACGCAACGCAGCAGUUGACUUUCCAGGAGAUUGUGGACCGCAAAACAAACUUUUCGGUCACGUUAAACCUGUACAUCCCAGAAAGGUCUACGGCAGCUCCCAGUGGGAGCGCCAACCGACCGGCGGGUAACCGAAAUGCAACCGCUCUUACCGAAUCGUCCGAGCGUCGGUUCCCGGUGCACAAAAUGACGAUGUUCCUGCUACUCGAGGAAGUGUUCGACUUCUUUUUCGUAUUCGAGAACUGGUGGUUCACCAGGGCACCCGAGCUGCCAAGCACCCUCAUCGAUAUGCCCAAGAUGCUGAAAAUAUCAGUGCCGUCGGGGAUGGGUAGAUCGUGGCACACUACCAGCACGGGCGCUUCGGAGGCCGCAUACUGGUCGUCGCCUGGCACGUUUCGUUUCCAGGGCACGCUGCGGCAGCUGCGGUAUGCAUCGUUCAGGGCGAUGGUAUACUGCGUGAAGCGGAGCAAGUUCUUUACGAAACCGCCUGCGCUAUUGGGUACAUGCGUACUGUCCCUACAGUCGGUGCAGGAGCUCCCUCUUGUUCGCGGGGUGCUGAAGAAGUUGACACUUGGGACACGCAACAUGUUCAGCGGGACCAUACAGGGCAACAUUCGGUGCUGCAUGAAGAGCUGCACCAUCAACUUCUUUGAGGAUCUCAAAGUGCGACCGGCACAACCUAUAUCGGGGUCGGCGCUCAUCACUCAGUUGGACCACCGUUGCCAGUAUCUGGUGGUGCGCAUCAUCAGCUGCUCCAGCCUCCCGGCUUCCAACACGGACUCAAACACUUCGGACCCGAUGGUGAAGGUGAAGUGGGACGGCAUAGUGAAUUGCACUGGUGUGGUGGAGUCGACGGUGUCUCCAAUAUACAACCAGAACAUGUACUUCCCCAUCCAUCUGGUUGACAUGCGCGAACUCACCGACCCCGCGCUGAUUAAACACAGUCUGCCGGUGGAUCUGUCCUCGAAGGGGCCAGUUGUGGUCGAAGUGUGGGACCACAGCGACGCUUCAAGCGAGUUCCUGGGAUCGGCUGAAGUGCCACUUUCCAAAAUUUACACGAACGGCGUGCUGCAAAGACGGAGCCUCGCUGAUGGCAUCUUCACCUCCGCUACCCACGAGGUCGAUGAAUCAGGAUCCGAUGAGUCAGAUUAUGAUAACAAUAUAGCGUGCACUGAUGAAGGAGCAUCAAAUGCGGUCUAUACGCCGCACGUUACUCGGCUGUAUGAGGGCACGUUGCCACUGGUGGGAUCCACCGUGGACCACCGACGCAAGAAGCCGUUGGUGUCCCUCGAAAUGUACAUUUUACCACCGAUGCCCAACGACUUGUACAUACCGGAUGACCAGAAGAAGCAGAAACGUAAGGAUAUUUACCGGAACCUCAGCCUCCGAUGGACUCGGGAAUUUGACUCGUGGCAAGGCGUCUACUGCGACCGGUUUCCGGGCGCCAUUGCACGUCGCAGGUUCACGUGCGUCACGUCCGAUGCGCUCAAUAUGCACGAAAGCUUGCAGUCUGACCUGGUGCCACUGUGCUAUUUCGUGAAGCCCAUCCAAAUGUACAUCCAACUGUCGCCACCCGGGGAGCUCAUGCACUGGAUAUCGAACUUCACUUACAAAAACGACGGGACGACCACCGUCGGCGGGUGCGUGCAGAUAGAGACGUGGCAGAUGCCUUCACGGUUCGUUCUCACAAGGAAGGGUGGCCUACACGAUCGUGCCCUGCUGCUGUGCAGCUGCCUGCUCGGACUCGGGUACGAUGCAUACGUCUGCAAGGGCACUCUCGAAGGAGGGAACCGAGAACAUUGCUGGGUUAUGACGAGGCACUCAGGCGGCACUGUUACCUUCUGGGAAACGGCAAACAAACGCAUGUGGCACAUGCCUAAGCGCUGGCAAACGAGCAAGACAGUCGAUGAACCUAAGCCAGCCGACGUUGUGGAACAAAGUGGAAACUACGCUAACAUCCAAACAUCGCAAAGACGCGCCACUGAGGCACCACAGUGGCGCCGAGGAACAUCGCAGAAGCCAACCCGACGGCUCAUGAAUUACGAGUUAUACGGCAACGACUACAUGGCGGACGUGAAGGUCGAUCUUCACCGCAUAAUAAACUCAAACGAAAUGCUGCCAGAUGGAUCAUCGGCGUUGCCGGUGGGAACAGGAUUCAUAGACGAUACGGCCACAAAGAAUGUAUCUUCACGACGCCAACAAACUAUACAUCCGAAGAAGGAGCUGCUCGUACCGGGAUCUACAUUGGUGUUUUUGCCGUACUCAUCUAUAGAGGUCAUAUUUAAUGACAAACAACUCUGGGGAAAUCUGCAGAACCACCACCCUGCGUGCAUUACCUACGACCUGGAAGCGACUGAGGACUGGCGACCGUUCCUCAAGGUGCCGAUUACGGACUCCGUGAUGCCCGACAUCCAGAUCACCGCACCAGCACCUCAAAGCGUCUGUGCAUCAACGGCCAAAGAGAUACGCAACGAUGUAGUUGAGAUGAUCGAGCUGAUGUACGCACAACGUGGGCGCGUCGCCAAUGUAGCCAGAGACCAGCAGAUGGAUGAACGGCUGGAGUCGCUCAUCGACAUCCUGGAGUUCCGCCAGCGACUGGAUCCGCAGUUUGAUCCAGGAAUGCCGCCUCAUUUGCUGGGGUGGAGCACCAAAACGCCUGCGAAGACACGGAAUGCCGAAAAGUCUAAGAGCAACACGGGUGACGAGAUCAAGGAGGAAACAAAUGCAGAUGCUGCAGAGAAGGCCUCCCUACCUACAGCCUUGCACGGACAUGCCAUGGGAGAGGCGGGAGAAAAGGUGCAACCUGCUCGUAGCGACAUGGAGAUAGCGCACCAGCUGGCCAAAGCCGUCAAAAAUGACGAAGGAGGUAGCGACCAUUCCGACGAGACUCAGGCUUCUACCGACGACACCAUAGAUUUCAACCCUGCAACCGUACCCGGGCGUCAUACAAUGGAUGGAAACGGCCGUCGCGGCAACCCGGCAAAUCAGCAUCCAGCAGGGCAACAGCGCCCGCCACCGGCAAGGGGAUUAAGACUCAUAUCGAGGAUGAAGGCUCUGCUGUCUUCAGCACCAAGACACCACGCAAUGGCUGUUUCAGAUUCGUGUACGGACAGUCCUAAAUCAUCUGUAACACCUUGCAGUGAAGCCGAGCCAAGAUCUAGGGGCUUUAGGUUCCGCAAGACAACCGUCAAAGUCAAUGCACCCAGAAUCGAUGUUAUGAGGGCGAUCUCCAAUGCGUCAGAGCAUUUGGCGUAUAGCAACAUUGAAGAAAUGUCAGAUUACGGAUAUGAUGUCGAUAAAACAGAGUCUACGUUGAAGGGAGAAUUCAAUAUAGACUGCGACGUGAGCACCCCGAUAUCCGAUAUAUCGCAUAUAACGAAAGAUAUUACACGCAAUCACCCAUUGUCGGAUUACAAGCAGUGUAUCACGUCGGCUAUUCAUCUUAGGGAACCGGUUUCGAGCAGGAAGCCACAACAGCCGCCUGCACGGCCACGGCCGAUGAACGUGCCCAGAGCAAAACAGCGGCCCGUGCCUCGACAGCAGAAGCCGCAACGCCGCGGCAUUCUCACAAAUCUUUGGCGAAAGUUCAGAGCCGAAGACCUCCCCGACGCCCAUAAGGUGCCAGACUUCAUGGUUGACAUGAAGGCGGUGGUCAACGACCGGAAAUUCAACGAGCAAUACAUGGAGCACCAGUACCCUAUCCCGCAAGAAUUCCUGAUACACGAGAGCAAACAAAUAUCAAAAUGGAACUGGUACUACAAUAUGGAGGCGCGGCAGUACGCCUGGCGGAGGCACCUGCCGAUACCACCGAACCACACCUUCAUUGGCGUCCCUAUCCGCUUCUCCACAAGCGACAUCAACGAAAUCCGGAAUUUGCUCACCUGCAGCAGCCGAUGCAUAAAAAUGCUCGUGCCAGACGUCGACCGCUGCGUCAAUGUAGUAUAUGUUAAGGUCUUUCCGCUUCUGGGCGGAGUGCUAUCGACCUGGCUUUUCCUGGGCUGCCACGUCCCGUGGAACAUCCAAUAG